GAAUGAAUGUACCUGCGGUGUAUAUCUAAACCCGCUCUGCAUCGCCGUCAACUCUUUCUCUCACUCUCGCAGAUCGCACACAAGAAAGAAAGACCAGAAACCCUGCUACUGCCACCGCUCUAGCUAGGGUUUCAUUUCACCCUCUCUCAACAAUUACCUCAUGGAAUGCUGAUCAUCGCUCCACUCAACUCCGCCAAAUCGCAUCGGAGCCAAUUCCUCGGCAUAUGACAUGAAACCUCUUUUUCUGCUCUCUCUGCUGCUUCUCCACCACCACGCCGCCUUCGUCCUCUCCGAUGAUUCCAACACCAAAAACACCUUCCGCCAGCGUGAAGCCUCCGACGAUUCCCUCGGAUACCCCGAAAUAGAUGAGGAUGCACUUGUGAAUUCGAAGUGCCCUAAGAAUUUGGAGCUCAGAUGGCAAACGGAAGUUAGUUCCAGCAUCUAUGCGAACCCCUUGAUUGCUGAUAUUAAUGGUGAUGGGAAGCUUGAGAUUGUGGUUCCGUCUUUUGUUCACUAUCUUGAGGUGCUAGAAGGUGCUGAUGGGGACAAAAUGCCAGGCUGGCCUGCUUUCCACCAAUCAACUGUCCAUGCUAGUCCUCUUCUAUAUGACAUUGACAAAGAUGGAGUGAGAGAAAUAGCUUUGGCAAACUAUAAUGGCGAAGUCCUGUUUUUCAGGGUUUCGGGCUAUAUGAUGUCAGAUAAGCUGGAGGUCCCACGUAGGAAGGUGCGGAAAAAUUGGUUUGUGGGCUUGAAUCCUGACCCAGUGGACCGUUCUCAUCCAGAUGUUCAUGAUGAACAACUUGUCCAAGAUGCUACUAUCAAGAAUUCUAUGUAUCAAAUGAAUGCAAGUAGACAAGAAGCCAAAUCUUCAGCUGCCACAUCAACAGAAAAUCACCCUGACAUAAAAAAAUUGUCUAAUCCUGAGCCAGAAAAGAAAUUAAAUGGAAGUCAAGUAGACACGAGUGUUAAGGUGUCUAAUCUGGAGCCAGAAAAGAAACUAAAUGGAAGUCAAGUAGAUGAGAGUAUUAAGGUGCCUAAUCCUGAGCCAGAAAAGAAACUAAAUGAAAGUCAAGUGGAUGACAGUAUUAAGGUGCCAACAAUUGGUGAUAAUUCCACUGCAAAUGCUGGGUCUUCGAAAACUGUUAAUGCAGAUAAUAAAAACAACACUGGUAGACGUCUUUUGGAAGAUAACAAUCACAAAGGUGCAGAGCAAGAUGGUUCUGAAUCCAAAAAUAAUGAAGGUAUUCAUGCUGCAACUGUGGAAAAUGAGGAAGGCCUGGAAGCAGAUGCUGAUUCAUCUUUUGAGUUAUUCCGUAAUAGUGAAGAGCUGGCUGAUGAGUAUAGCUAUGAUUAUGAUGAUUAUGUUGAUGAAUCAAUGUGGGGUGAUGAAGAAUGGACUGAAGUUCAACACGAAAAAUCAGAGGAUUAUGUCAAUGUUGACUCUCACAUCUUGUGCACUCCGGUUAUUGCAGAUAUAGACAAUGAUGGUGUUUCAGAAAUGAUUGUUGCUGUUUCUUAUUUCUUUGAUCAUGAGUAUUAUGACAACCAGGAGCAUCUCAAAGAAUUGGGUGAUAUUGACAUUGGGAAAUAUGUUGCUGGUAGUAUUGUUGUUUUUAAUCUGGAUACGAAACAAGUAAAAUGGACUGCAGAACUUGAUCUGAGUACAGAUACUGCGAACUUCCGAGCCUUCAUAUAUUCUUCCCCAACUGUUGUAGAUUUGGAUGGUGAUGGGAAUCUUGACAUUCUUGUUGGAACUUCAUAUGGAAUGUUUUAUGUGUUGGAUCAUCAUGGUAAGGUUAGGGAAAAGUUCCCUCGUGAAAUGGCCGAGAUUCAAGGGGCUGUUGUUGCAGCUGAUGUUAAUGAUGAUGGUAAAAUUGAACUAAUUACUGCUGAUACACAUGGAAAUGUUGCUGUAUGGACUCCAAAAGGAGAUUUGAUCUGGGAAAAACAUCUAAAGAGUCUUAUUCCACAGGGUCCAACUGUUGGUGAUGUUGAUGGGGAUGGCCAUACUGAGCUUGUUGUGCCAACACUCUCCGGGAAGAUUUAUGUUCUUGAUGGCAGGGAUGGGUCAUCCGUUGGACGGUAUCCAUAUCCAACUCAUGGAAGAAUAAUGAAUCAAGUUCUUCUAGUCGAUUUAAAUAAACACAAGGAGAAAAAGAAGGGAUUAACUAUUGUUACCACAUCAUUUGAUGGUUAUUUGUACCUCAUUGAUGGACCUACAGGAUGUGCUGAUGUUGUUGACAUUGGUGAAACUUCGUAUAGCAUGGUCUUAGCAGACAAUGUUGAUGGUGGGGAUGAUCUUGAUCUGAUUGUCACAACUAUGAAUGGCAAUGUCUUCUGCUUCUCAACCCCGUCACCUCAUCAUCCUCUGAAGGCAUGGAGAUUACCUGGUCAAGGAAGAAACAAUGUUGCAAAUCGGUACAAUCGUGAAGGGAUCUAUGUUACUCAUCCUUCUAGGGCAUUCCGUGAUGAGGAAGGCAAGAGCUUUUGGGUGGAGAUUGAGAUUGUAGAUAAUUACAGAUACCCAUCUGGGCAUCAAGGACCAUACAAAGUCACUACUUCCUUGCUAGUACCUGGUAAUUACCAAGGUGAGAGAACGAUAAAGCAGAACCAUACCUAUGAUCAACCUGGUAAAUAUCGAAUAAAGCUGCCAACAGUGUCGGUAAGGACGACGGGAACAGUUUUGGUUGAGAUGGUUGACAAAAAUGGACUGUAUUUCUCUGAUGAUUUCUCCCUGACAUUCCAUAUGCACUACUAUAAACUGUUGAAGUGGCUUCUUGUUCUUCCGAUGCUUGGGAUGUUUGGUGUGCUUGUUAUCCUUCGCCCACAAGGUUCAAUGCCAUUGCCAUCAUUUUCAAGGAACAUUGAUUAAUGAUUACUUUGUUUCAUACACUAGUCAUCAUUCAGUUCAGAAAAUGUGAAUAUUUUAUGUCAAAUUGAAUAGAAUCUGUUAUGGUGAGUGCCUUGGGUGCUGCGGUGAGCUUUGAUCACGGAGUUGAAGCAAUCUUUUACAAGCUGAAGAAUCAGUUCAGCUAAGUUGAGGUUUACUUUAGAGAUAGUUGAAGAUUGCAAGAGUGAAUGAUAUCUUAAUGGCGGGAUUUUGCCCUUAAUGUUGUAGUGUAGUGUAAUCUGAUACUGAAAUGUUUAACUGAGCUACAUAUACUUUUUUCCAUCUUUGAAACAAACUAGAUAUUUAUAAUUAAUACACAGUUUUCUCCGAGUUUGAGCUUUUCCA
This is a messenger RNA of Cajanus cajan (pigeon pea), 3235 nucleotides long. It is a transcript of the gene DEX1, whose product is annotated as defective in exine formation protein (DEX1). Gene Ontology annotation, molecular function: protein binding. The record is from RefSeq and is a predicted model, not a curated record. NCBI's taxonomy places the organism in Eukaryota, Viridiplantae, Streptophyta, Magnoliopsida, Fabales, Fabaceae.